Zea mays is the source of this 930-nucleotide messenger RNA. RefSeq lists its product as uncharacterized. NCBI's taxonomy places the organism in Eukaryota, Viridiplantae, Streptophyta, Magnoliopsida, Poales, Poaceae. Bases 69 to 464 code for a protein of 131 amino acids. The transcript has 3 exons. The record is from RefSeq and is marked predicted.
AUCCCCCCUUCCCCCGCCGCUCUCCCCUCACGCACCACCUACAGAAAAAAAAAAUCGCCGCCGCCGCAAUGCAGCGCCUCUCCCUCGGUUCCCCGGCCGGGAAGAACUCCCGCCUAAGCGUGGCCGUCGACGAGGAGGCAGAGGCGACGGACGAGAAGGCGGUGAAGGCUAUGGUCAGGACCCCGGCGCUGAACAGGUCCAUCCACUUGGUCCCCGUCCUAACUCUCCUGUGCUUCCUCGUCCUCUUCCUGCUGUCCCACGACCCCUCCGCCGCGCUCACCAAUUCGCCCGUGCUGGCCGCGGCCGCCACUGUCACCGCCACUGCACGCCCCUUGGAGGCCGCCGUCGCUGGUGGAGCGGACGCGACGGUCGCGUCCAGCGGCGUGUACCGGCGGCUGAAGGAGGACCCGAGGCAGCAGCAGCAGCCCCGCGGGCGGAGGCUGGGGAUGGCGCGGCGGCGGUGACGUCAGCGCAGGAGACGCGAAGCUAGCCGUUGGGACGCCGAUGACGCAGCGGAAGAGCGUCACUUUGCUUUUCGUUUUUUUUUUGGUCUGGUUCGCCCUUUCUGGUGGCAGUAGGCACAAAUUGAGAAUGGUAUUCAUGGCUUCGUGAUAGUGGUGACGCCGUGACGGUCUUCAUCAUCCCAUUUGGAAUUUGAUUUGAAUCUACUAGCAUUAGAGGAAAAAUUGAGAGAAAUGCGUUGCGCAAAUUAUUGCCAGUGGCAUGUUGGACUGCGUCUGUCAUUUCACCCUAAUGCUGAUAUGAUCAUUCAGGAGAGGGCGGUUUGGAUGCUGGGAUUCGGGUGGGAAACGUAUUUGAGCCGUCUAGCAAUGAUCAGGAAUAGCAUGUCAUCCGUGGAUGGCUCAUGGCUGGAUGCUGUGUCAUUUGUAGAUGAUGAUUGAUGCAUGUCCUGCUAUUAAUAUCUCUUCA